CGAGGGAGUAAAAACUGCAAGGACGAGAGUGAUUCUUUUGAAGACGAACACGAAAGCAAAAGCUUUAAUGUUGUUAGCAUGAUUAGAAUUAGAAACUGUGAUUUUUAUAGGAAGGGCAAGGCGACAUGAAAAUGGAAGUUGCGUGCCGGCCUUCACAGCCACUCGACAGGAAAGCGCUGUGCUUCGUCCCUGUGAUGGCUUCUUGCGCCUUGCAGCCAAGCAUGACGAACCCGAAGAUCUUCGAAUGGCUACAACAGCGAUCAAACUAGAAGACAAGGAUAUCUUGUUGAGGCCUUUCACAAGAUGAAUUGACACGCAAAGAACAGUCGAUCCGUUGGAGAUGCAAGGCUCGAUAAUUCCACGCAGCAGCGGCCCGCUGCAAUAUGCGUCGCAGCAAGAGGCGAGCGGAUCGUCUUCGCGGAGGGUGUUCGUGGAUGGCGGUGAAACCUAUGAAAGCCCUGAGUCGUCACUGGAGUAUUCCAAUAGCCGGAGCCCACUUCCGAAGCGGCAUUCAACGAGGAGAGAAGAUGGCGUCUCAACACUGGAUAUACAAGUCCUGUCAUGCAGCUCUGGAAGCUAUCGGCGGAGCAACGGCAAAUCAGCGUCGACAAAGAAGUGGAGCCGCAGUAAACUAGGGAAAGAGCAUUACGCACAGAAACUGGUAGAGAGGAGCUACCAUGGCUGGUUACUCGCAGUCGUGCGCACGUACGAUUCGCUCUGUCAAGUGGCAGCCUCCAGGAGGGAGAGAAGUACUGCGACUUGGCUCUGGGUAAAUAGAAGAUUUAGAUUCCAUUUCUUAAUUGUGCCCUCUUAACCUCGUGAGUUCAUCAUGCGCACUAGAAGCAGGAAAGUAAGAACGAUCAUUUUUAUUUUUUCAUAGUGACAAACACAAACUCGCCAUUUUUCCAUGCCGCCCGUGCAAAUACAAAAAGAAACUCCUGCAUUCUUAUGCUGUCAGUUCUUCACGAGCUGUGGAUGCGUUGGAAGGAAGCCUACGCACAGCAGACGGCGGAGGUACUGGCGGAUGCACAGCGGACGUUCGCGUUGCAACAAAGAAUGCUGAAGCAGUGGUCGGACGAGAUCGAACGCAUGCGUCGCACACGGUUGCAAGAGCGGCUGCGCGACCGGGAACAUAAGCAAGUAGUUAUGAUCCCUGAUAGUGCAAAGAUGAGCAUUGAUUCUCCUGGUCAUGCUCAUGAUCUUGACAAUGCCGCGUUGUCGCAACAUAAAUCUAGCACAGGACCACGACCGUUGUCGGCAGAUCAGAAGGUAGCUCCUGCGAAAGAUGACACAAGAAAUGCGAGAGUUGCAGUGCCGUCAGCGCGCAAGAGUCUCGAGGAGCGACUUCGCGAAAGCACUGACUCUUUGUUAGCGAAGUAUGAUCUCAUCGAACCUGUGCCAAAGCACGAGAACAACUGCAACGCGGAAGUGCAGGAAGGAAAGAAGGUCGAAAAGAAUUUCACUUGUGCAAGCCUUUCGGUAUCGGCUUCAAGCAUAGCAAAGAGCAGUACCGAGAGUAGGCAGUCUUCAGUCCGGUGUCUUUCUGUCCCACUAUCCGACCUCUCGCCGUUUUUACGAGCUUCCGCGGUAUCGAAUUCUGCCACGCUUUUUGAUCUCUCGGCUUCGAGCGUCCUUUUCCGGGACGCAGACGCGGACGCUCUCGCGGUCGUAUCGGACAGAGAAUCAGCGAAAAGCCUGCUUGAAUCCGUUUACCGGAGUAGUCUAGAGUGGGCAAAGUCGUCAGCUAAUGCAGCGCUGACACUGGACAGUCGUGAAGGAGGAUCAAAUCUCGAUAAUCUUCAUGUGAACUCGACGACCGAGGCCGCCACAAAAAGUAGGAGCGCGGCGUUUAGCGCGCGUGUUGGGCGUUUGCAGUCCCUGCUUUCAUCAGCUGUCGAGCAGCUUCCGGCACCGCAACAGAGGCAAAAGCUGGUUUUCUCCGCUGAGGACGGCACCCCGAUGGUAAACGUUCGGUGCUUGGAAACAAUUCUACAAAGCGCUGGGGACGAGGCAGGAGGUCCAAGGGUAAACACAGCUGGAGCAGGAGACAACUGCAUUCCCAAGCGAGAUGCAGCAGACGCCACACGCACACGACGGGCAGAAGUGGCUGGUGGGGAUGGACUAGGCGGCGCAUACAAGUGCAGCGCUUCAUCUGCCUCGUCGCUCACUUUUAGUGUCGACGGCAGCUUACACUUGGCCGGCGACAUCUCACGGUGGCGGAAUUAUGCAGUCUCACCGCUGCCACAGAUUCAAGAAGAGAGAAACGAGGCACCAGAACUAGAAGAAGGGCGUCGCAAGUACGGUGAAGACGACAGAGAAAGUGGAGUUGACGCAGCGAAAGAAAAAGCGGAAAGCAACAAUCUCAAUGAAGACGGGGGUUUUGGCAAACAAAUCCGCAGUGUGCUGGAAACAACAAGACGCAACAUUGAGCUCCUUCGGCAGCGCCGAGUUGUGGAGUCACCUAGCGGUCUGGCUUCGCUUUCGGUUCCACCGCCGUUGGUUCAACAUAAUGUUGCUAACACAGCCACUUCUAGUGCGACUGGUACGGGACCCGACAUCUGCAAUUACGCACAUGAGAGCACACUGCUAUCUGACAAAGUGAAUUCCAAAGGCGCGAGCGUUCUUGUCGAGAAAGACGAUGAAGAAAGUGCAAGUGCGGAUGUUGGCAAUGUCGAGGAAAGGAGGCGGAGGGCAGAUGAUGCUUUACACGUAGAACGGAGUCCAAACUGCGGGCUCAUUGGAAGCCCGUCUUGCCCUGACGUUAGCGACGCGGAGGAGCUUUUGGGGAAGAAUCAUAGAGAAGCGAUAUCGAGCAGGACAGCAGUUCCAGAGCUCUCCAGUUCACCAGCGCCAGCCCUACAUGAGCGCCUGCUGAUCAGACAUGACGCCACAGGCGAUGCACCUUCGGAAGCCGUUCCAGACGCUGACUCGACUCCAGUAUCACAACCAAGCUCGCCACGAAGCGACACAGCCGGAUCACUCCAGAGGGAAAGUAGGAAAUCUCUACUUGCUGAAAGCAACAGCGAGCGAGACGAGGAGCAGCCAGUUUCAGAUCCACGUGUGAAGAGAACCAAAGAGGAUCACGUAAAUGCUGGCAAUGAACUCGCAGAACAUGUCGCGGAUGCAACGGACGGCGAUACUGGGCCUACUUCGCAGACAGCACUCUUGUCGUCGCCAACUAAGGUUAUACUCGAAAAUGAGUCAGCUAACAUGAUCGGGACUGCUCGAAGCGAAGAGCGCUUGAUGUUGCUGGAGCAUCUUGUUGACAUGUAUCGAGCGGAGUUUGCGAAGAAGUCAUUUUAUCGUUGGGCCAGGAACGCGAAGACCCUACGUCGAGCGCGCGAAAGACUGAGUACAGCCAAAUGCCCACCUGACGUUGUAGAGGUGGUAGCCAAUAAUAGACUGCACCAAGUAGAAUCCAGGCGACGGCAGAGCAGAGAGCCUACACCUACAGAUGAGAUGCGAAUAGCAGCCGUCAAGGAAAGAACUCGCAGAAUUGUCGUGAAAGCGCUCCGGCUAGUUUUUCGUCGUUGGUCUCGCGUUGUGCAAGACGUUAGGUCGCGAGAUAAAAGCCUUCUUGGUGCCGCUCGCUGCGUGCGUCUUCGUCGGUUUUUCCAUCGGUGGCAUGCGGUUGCAGAGUCGGCAGCUGCGUUGCGGUCGGUGCUUCUUGAGCGGCAGAUGCUCCGCGAUGCACGUCUGCGUGACCGAGUCGCGCUAAGCUGGAGGGAACUCACUCUGCGGCGGCGGAAGACGCGUGACCGCGGCGUAUGGUGGUCCGCACGUCGCAGAAAGCGCUUGGCACGGCAACUCUUAAUUCGGUGGGCGGAAAGUGCUGAGAUCGCAAUCUGGCAUCGCGAAGUCGUCGCCACUGUCUGCGAGAUGCGAUUCCGUAGGCUCCUCACAUUCUGGCGCGACUACGCAGCGAGGAAGAAUACCCAGCGCAGCCUCUUGGAGGAACACGACGCGGUCCGCCGAUUCCAGCUCGUGCGGCGCGUCAUGGACGCGUGGCAACGUCGCCUGCAUAUCCGCAGGCUUUGCGUAACAGCUCUUGAUCAAUCACACAAAGCACGGCUGCGACGAUCGCUUGAUCGGUGGCUGCGAUUCACGUUUGUGGGUGCGCGGUUACGGCAUAAAGACGCGCAUCGACGAAAAAACCUCUUGGUGACGUCUGUAGCUCGGUGGCAGCAGUUUGCAACAGCCUUCCGGACAGCAGAAGAGCACGGGCGAAUGCGGAAUACAAAGCUGGCUGUUCGAAGCCUGCGAAUUUGGUGUCGGUACGCUGUGUCAGCGAUUGCGCUGCGACGUGCAGCUUUCACUGUGUUCGCGGCGCAGAUGCGCUGUGAAAUAUCUUCAUCACGGCGCCUGCGAGAGGCGGAGAAGAUAUGGUGGCGCAAACAUAAUAAGCUGAGCUUCAAACGAUGUGUAGAGGCCUGGAAAAUCGCGUGGUUUGGCAUCCUGUUGUCAGCGCCGAAGCCCUGUCUGGCGGAUGAAGGCCACGCCGCGGAAACCGCCAUACAACUGCACGGCGGAAAUUCCAGCCAUUCUGCCCUCAUUUCUCAGUCGAGAGUCGCUACCUGUAAGCAUGAAGACGGGUUUCUCUCUGAAACAUCGUCAAAGGUCAACAUCUCCACAAGACGGUUGCCGCGACGCUACAAACACAUGCUCCUGCGCAAGUACUUCGCAAAAUUUUGGGCUGCUCCUCUACUCCUAUCGCGACAACGGGCUAGCACUUGCUUUCUUCGGCCUUUUUUUCGGAGGUGGAAACGUCGACAGGCGGUCAAGCAGCGUGUUUUCUUAGCUUGGUGCCUGCAUCUGACUGACAUUGCACGCGAUCGGCUGCGCCGCUCUUUUGUCUUUGUUCACUGGCGCUGGGCGUCCAGAAACGCGAGGAAGUUGUAUUCGUCAACAGACGCAAUAACACCGUUAUCCGAGGAGCCACGAAGAAAGUUCGACAGGCGUCGUGGGGUUAUAGAUUCCAGCGCUUUUGCAGCUGUCGCAUUGCAGCGCAGUGUGCUUUUCGAACCAUAUCGCAGUAUGCAAGAGCAGGCGGCCAUCACGGACGGACAAACUCCGCUCUUGUUGUUCAGACAGGCGGAGUUCUUGCCAGAUGAGCCGGAAACAAGUGCGAUUGACCCCAUGCACUAUCCAGAAAGCAACCCUAUCGACAGUGCGUUGUGUCAUCAGCGCUUCUCAGCGGAUGGUCAUAUUGCCGACAGAGCUGCCGGGGAUAAUGCAAUAACGGGCAUAGCUGGGAUUGAACGAUAUGGGGACGACAAGAAAAGCGUUCUUCAAAUUGAUGGCGUGAACCAUGAUCGACGCGGAUGUUGGCAUCAAGAGGAGUUACAAUCGGAUAACCGUGGCAGUGGCGGGCCGUCGGCUCUCGCGCAAUCUCAUCUUUUUCUCGCUGCACGAGCGCUGUCAGAAGACUGCGCUAGUGUUGUUGUACGUGGAGAUUUCUCAGCGCCCCCUUCGUCACGACAUCACUCAGCAUGCUGCGAGCAAGAACCCAAGGAUGGAGCUCAGAGCAGAAUGUCUGCGGCAAAAGGGCUGCGCUACAGCAAGAGACGAGACGACAGGCUUGUGGCAUCAAGUUUCGUCCACUGGCGUGAGGAUGUGGCGGAGCGUAAGCGUAAAUUGGCUGCUUUCCUACAGCGACGGGAGCAUCAGGAAAGAGAGUCGCGACUGGCACGCGUCGAGAAGAAGGCACGACUGGUAGCGCAUUUUCGUGCUCGACGACGCCGACUGAAAGAGAUCUACUUUCGUGAUGUAUGGCGUGACGCCUAUAUUCGUGGAUACAAGGCUCGCACCCAGCUGGCAGACAAUUUUGCGAGUUCGACGCUUCGAUUGGGAGUGCUUAAACGCUUUUUUCGAUGCGUAUGGAAGGAACUUUUCAUCGAGCGAUGGAAGACGUGGAAGCACACCAUCAAGGAUUUCGCGAUUCGGCGACGUGAACGGUUUCUCGUAAGCAGCGUGGCUGUGUGGCGCCACCAUGUUGUCGACGCUAAGGAAUUUCGCACCUCGGCGGCCGAGAAAACAGCUACCAUCUGUCUUCAGCAGUUGGGGCACGCUUUUUGGGAGUUCCGAACACGUGUUGCCGACAAACAGCGGGCUCGCUGUUGUGAGAAUAGUGCUGCGGAUUUUCGCAUGGCUCGUUUGGCGGACAAAAGCAUCCGGGGUUUCACUUCGAAUGUCGAUUUCAUGCGGCGAUGCGCCGAGGCUGAUUCCCGUUUUGAGGCGAAAUCAAACGCUUUGAUGCAACGCUGCCUUAUUGAUGGUUUUCAAUUCUAUGUGGAAAAGCGGCAGCGCUGUCGUCGUGCGGCUACAGUUCUUCAGGCAUCGCAUAAACAAAGAGUCCUUUCUUUCUGUUUGCUAUCAGGAUGGCGUGUGCACUUCGGUUUUCGGCGGAAGGUGCAAGAGUCGAACCUACGUCGCCAAGCUUAUUGGUUUGCUCUGUUUCGGAGACAGGCCGCGCACUCGCGGUCUGGGCGUGCGUUCCUUGUUCGUUGGAAUCGCAAACGGAAAUUGUCUGCUUUUCGUGCGUUGGCAUUUUAUCGCAUGGGCGUCCACUUCGGGAAGAAGAUCUUUUUCGCGUUUUGGAGGGAUUUGGUGGCUGAACAGCGUCGGCGCGCACGCGUGGCUCUCGAGUUCGCGCAAGCCGUUGCGCACGCCGAAAACCUGCGAAGACGACGGCAGACGCGUCUGCUCAGCUCUUGUUUGUUGGGCUGGAGUCGUGACUCCUUUUUGCUAUGGCACACGCGCCGCCUGGUGCAUACGCUCACCCGGUUUCCGCUGCGACUGGGGUUUUGUGCCUUAGCAACGAGGCCGAAGAUCCUGGGAGCUGCGAGGCUAGCUGGUGUCGUACGACGAAUUUUGCUCGGCGUCGCGUGGAGUCGAUUAUAUGCAAACGGUGUGUGCGUGGCGUUCGCGCGACAGCGCAAGUUGCGCGACGAGCGAAGCGUCCUACGCGCUUGGCGGCAUGUACUCUGCACUGAGAUAGGCGCGACGACUGCUUUGGUCCGAAGCCUUCACCGAUGUAUUCUGGCGCUCUCACUUCGCCGGAUGCGUGCUUCUGCCACCUUUUUCGCGGAAGCAGAUGCAGUGGCCUCUUUACUAACCAAUUCACGACAUUUGAGCCACGUUUUUCAACGCAUGUGGAAACCACACUUUCUCCGUGAGCGUCGAUUGAGGCCAGCAUUCGAUUUCUGGCGCAAGUAUGUAGUUUAUCGUGAACAAAAACGGAAAAUUUCAUUGCUGCUCUUCUUCCAGAGGGCACGCGAACGCCAAGCAUACCUUUUUCAGCGCCGUCUGCGAUCAGACUUGGCGCGUGGAAUGUACCGCCGAAGUUGUAUGCGCAAGUGCCUACUGGUUUGGGGCUCCUGCAGGCGAUCGAUAGUGGACGUGCGCCAGUCGAGUGAUGUGUGGGAUCGAACGCGACCGCUGCAACUCACGCCGCGACGCAGUGUAGGAGAGGGCGCAAAAACGUCUGUUCCUGCGACAAGCUCAACAGUAUCAUCAGAUGUAGUUCGACGGAGAACCGAGACAAAUCCACGGACGAGUCCUCGUGGUGUAUCAGAGAAGCCAAAAGUAGCAGUAGCCGGGCCAGCACCCGAUGAGGAUGACGGUUUAUCUCCAAAGCCAAUCGAAUCCAAAGCGGUCCGCCUUCAGCGCAGAGAGGCAGACCAGCGUGCUGAUCAACAAAGAUUCCGGAGUAGUGCAUCCGUGUCGUAUUUUGAUGCGCUUUUAACCCGCAGCAUUAAUACGGUCAUGGGUAAUCACGCGUGUCGAAGUAGCAAUCAAGCAGAGGAGCGACAGCAUCAUGCCUUCCCUACUUCGUCUGAUAGGGCGAGAAAAUCGACAAGGGCUAGUAUUGUAGAGUUUGUUCGUGAUCCAACAGAAUCUUCCCAAGUAGCUAAAAAGAACAUCGCGACAAAAUUGGACUCUCGCUUGGUGACUGAGCCGAUUUUUACAGUUGAGUCUUCUACUGCUCCCCCGACUACAUCCCUGGCGGCAGUGUUCGAAACGCCUGCCGUGUGUGGCGCACCCGAUGCGCCGACUGGCAACGAGGGGCUGUUGAGACCGGCGGCUUUGAAGGCGACCUCGUCUUCAGCAGACGAAUGUUUUCGAAUUUUUCGAACGGCCACGCCACCAAGCGGCUCACUGCAUAACCAAGACUCAUCGACACCAUCAAUGUCGCCGGAUGUUGGAUCGAGCGCUAGUAUGCUGGACCUUUCUUUAUCGAGUUUCACGUCUAUCAACGACUUCGCCCCUUCGUUGCUGCAAUACAGGCCAAAGGUGCGAAGAAUUCCCCUUGCCGGCGACCCAGCUGCAAGUUGCAUGUCAGGUGCGUCUGGAUCGAAGUCGGCCUCGCCGUCGUCCUCUACUGCGGUGACACCAGUGCUGUCAUCUCCAGCGACGUUCGGCUCGUUUCGACUCGCGUCACCGCCAGUAGCGCCAUCGGAGCCAUCUUUCGAUCCAAGUGCCUCGCUGCAGCUGCGAAACUCACGCUCUUUGCCAUCGACCACGACAACCGUAUUAAAGGAGCAAGGUGAUACUAGCAUGAACCUUGAUGCCAUUAGUGCAACAUUGGGUAGGCAGCGGGCUGGCACGAAGAAUGAGAUGUCCCUCCCUGCCAGCCCAAUUGGCGAAGCUGUCUCUGGUGAAAAUGCGGGGGCGCAGCUUGACAGAAGGAAAGAUGGCAGGACAGCCAGUGGCAGUUCCUCAAGGUCCUGUGCGUUGGAGCUGCAUUCUCGUACUUCAGGUGCGUUCACAUUGCUGGAGGAAGCCCAAGUAUCACAGCCGACGUUGCCAGGCGACUCAUUUGCAGGAGGAUCCUCAUUGGAUCUUUCCUUAACAUUCUGCGAGUCCAAGGAGUCCCUGGUCUUUCGCGACGGAGGGGCGCCUGCUGUUGGUAGCACUACAUCUACUUCCUGUGUCGGCGAGCACCAAAUGAGGGAGAAGCACACUGUCAGGAGGAGUUGCAGCCCUGCUCAGGAGGCUCCUCAGGAGCCACAUAUUGAAGAUGAGCGUCUCUUGAUUUCGUCAGUGGAUGGGACGAUUCCAUCAUUGGCGUCGCCUGUGAUUGGCAGUGAUCAGCCACCGCAUCAAAGCAGGAAUUUCACUCCAGGCCAAGGACAAAAAAAGCGUGGAGCGAAUCCUUUUUUGAAAAGUCCCACGCUGCUAGCUGCUCCCGACCUUCGCGCCAGUUGUACCUCCCUCGCCAGUGUGCUGUCUUCGUCGCUAGCUUCCUCGACAAUUUCUGGAGUAAAAACAGGACUUGGCAGCGCAGACUUUCCAGAUUUGCUCCGCAGCUCGCCAGAGAAGGCAUUGCUGGGAAGUGGCCACGUUGCAGGCUCGGCGAUGCAGGAUGAGAAGACUUCGUUGUUGCGGAAAAGCCAACUGUGGGACCAAGUCCAAGAAAGACAGGGGUCACCUCUCCAUACAGAGAUGGAGGGAAACAUGUCAAGAAGAGAAACUUCUCGUGGAAACAGUCUUCUCAAUUCUUCGCUACAGGAUAUCAGCAGUCUGCGGAAGAGUUUGCGACCAAAGCCCGCGGAAGAUGGGAGGUCACCUAGUUAUGGUUCGUCGAGUCCAUCGCAGAAAGACAGGAGCGAAACAGCGCAACAAACUGCAUGUAGCAGUCGUCGCGCAGACCAGGGGAGCAGAGAGAACGCGGUUAGUAGCGUGGCAGUGACUGCGGUGUCAUCAAACAAGGAAAGCAGUCUUUCUUUGAACGUGCGAAGCGGUACUGCUAGUGGCGCGGUUUCGAGUGGAGCAGAUGGCUUACCGGGAUCAAAUCAGAGCAUACAACGAGUUACCGCAACAGGGUCAAAUUACGAUCCAAAUUUGCUUCGUGAUACCUCGUCAGCCCCAGAUGCUCGACCAGGUAGUUCUCCUGCAACAGUUCGAGCUGUCGACCAGGAACAGGCGCCAACCCUGGUAGCCCAUGCGCCACGGUCCACAUCACCAAGAAUGGCCCGGAGUACGAGAAGGAAGCGGAAUAAGUACUACGAUUUCGCGCGAAAGCGUAGGAAUUUUUUCUCGAGUUCUUGCGAUAGCAUCCGUGAAGAAGAAGAGGACGAGGAGGAUGAAACUGUCGGAUCGAUUGACAACUUUUCCCGGAGAUCUUCCUUCUCACCGGCUGGCGCGCUCUACAGAAGUAGCUGGAAUCCGCGAGGCUCGUCCGUCUUUAACAAUAAAAUACCACCUGGGAUGAAUCAGCAGCAAGCGGAAAAAAAGGACUCGACGGUUACGCCCAGCCAUAUCGCAUGUGAGCAUCAGUCGGACUCGGAUGUCGGGAGGAGAGAUGGCUCAGUCACUGAUACAGGAGGCGGAAGCUCUACUCCGAUUGACUCUACUGGGCUCGGACAACAAAAGCCGCCUACCGCAGGUGGAACGCAAGACAGUGGCUCUUCACCAGACGACGGCACUCUUGCACGGUAUUUUAACACUUUACCUUCUUGCAAACUAUUUUGUGGUACUGUGAUUUUUAGGCCUUACUUUCUUGGGCUGGCACUGGCUGACUGUUGUCAAUAUGUUCACCUUCAUUUUCGUUCUCCUACUUGCCCUUGCUUUUCGGCUAAGAAUUUUUCUUCAAAGACAGGUCCUCUUCGUCAACGCCAGUCUCUCAACCUGGCAGCGUUUGUGCAAGGGACGGCCCGCUCCCCAGGAGCAACACGACUGGGUCGAUGGCUUCAGGCCGUCCAGUGGCAAAGAAAUUCCUGAGCCGAAAGCAGGACACCCCGCGACCAAGAGAUCCGAACUCGAGCGGGUCUUCAACCGGCAUGUCAGGGGCAAUGGAGAGCCGUGAUUCUCUACGGAUCCUACUAGAAGCUGAGAGAAAAAAGAGUUACUUGGGUCUAGCUACCUCAUCGCCGGCGUCGUCCCUCUUAUCCCCGGCCUCGCAACUGAUGUCACCACCUACAACCGGGCACUCUUCGUCUAGUGAGCCAGUUCCAACAACAGCAGAAGUCAAUGAUGUUGUUGUUAAAAGAUCAGAAGUGUCUUUGCCCAGAGCGGCACCUGGAAAUGAGGAGUUUCAGCAGUCUACUGAGGAAGUCGAGCAGCAAGACCAGCAUAAACAGCCACCUUUUUCAGACACAGCUCUCAGAAAAGAAGAUGGUCGUGGAGCAUCAAGUAGCAGCAAGCGACCACAUCAUGUGCCAUUCUCUCACGAUCCACAGGGCAGUGAUGCGUCGCCCUCGGUGGUUGUUGUCGAUGAGAUUCGAAGUCUCAGUUGUUCUUUCCAAUCUCGUGGUCGCUAUGAGCGAGACGCUGGUGCUUGUGCUGAUGAGUCUGAGGACUCUGUUGAAGUAGAAACCGACAAGCGGCUGAAGGAAGUAGCAGAGGCUGAGGCUACUUCUGACGUCAUCAGCACUCGAGAUGUGGAUAUGACUUUAGCUUCAGUAGGAGCUUCCGCGAACGUACGGGUUGUGUCACCUCUUGACAAGAAUUCCGCACUGCAAGUCAAUAGCGUUGAGGACAUUAGUACUAGAAGUUCAAAUUCUCCUAGGGGUAACGAGAAGCCCGCCUCCUCGAAAGAUGAUGAACAAGAAACGCAAGCAGCAGGUCUCCCUGGUGUGGAGAGUGACGCUGGGGGCUUCUGCAACUCCGUCGCCGAAUUAGAUCUUCAAGCGGAACACGAGACAGAGGACGAUGACUCAGUUCUGAUGGAUUGCGAUGAGUAAAGCAGUUUUUUCAGCACCAUAUUACUUUGUGCUAAGUAACGAUUUAGAAUUAGAUCUUCUUGCGAUCUUGAAGUUGAAUUUUGUUUGUUGAAGUUAUUGACCUUGAUAGCUUCGUAUCUGUUACCCUUCAUUUGAUGACUUCUUUUGUCGAUCAAUCACUGAAUUGCAAUUACGAUUUUGCAAAUGUAGCUAAUUGAAUUCGAAAGACAUCGUACUUACUCUUGCUGUUGUCAGUCGUGUUGCUCUUGCUUAAAUACUUAUGCGUUCUUUGUCUUGUGGACGUGUUUGGUUAACUGUGUCCAUUACCAUUACUCUACCGCGUGGAUUGCUAUCGAACACCACUCACCACUCCUCCUAUCUUUCAGAAUGUAUUUGAUCUGGAUCUAUGUGAAUGUUACAGUUGUACAGAUAGGAGAUAAACAUAAACACGUCCAGUGGGCAUUGAAGGACACCAGUUUUCAGGCUUUAUUUCUGCAUUACCUUUUCUAGAAAGCCCGGCCACCACCUUCCCAGAGCGAGACCUUCUAUCAAGGUUACGCCUUGAUGUUGACUUUGGGCGCGUGCUUCACUGAAUCAACAUGGAGUUGUGAUGUUAGCCUAUGUUGGAGGAAAGGGCAGGACCACUAGUAGAGCGUCCUAAGAGAACAAGAUGAGGAGAGGAAAGAUAAAGUCUCG
This is a messenger RNA of Amoebophrya sp. A25, 12359 nucleotides long. NCBI's taxonomy places the organism in Eukaryota, Dinophyceae, Syndiniales, Amoebophryaceae. The record is from the annotation of a GenBank genome assembly.